GGCGAUGUUACACGCAACAUUUAUAGAUGGAAGGAAACACGAGACAUUGAACGUCAACGACGUAAUUCUGAACCAGAUUUACUGACUAUUCCUACUUCACCUUCUGGAUUUGAGAUUGCUCGUGCAUCGACUCUCAUGGAGCCUGGCAUGUUUCGUAGGCAGUUUUUGCAAAACAAAGCCCAACGAGAACGAAAAAGACCGCCCAUGUUUAUUACAAGAAAUUUUAUUGAUUUCUUGGCAUUGUAUGGUGUUUAUGGUGGUGAUGUGUAUCCCAGUGACGACGAUGAAGAUACAGACAGCAAUGCAACCGGAUUUGCUAUUGACUCAGAGGAUUUGGUUGAUGAAGAGAUGGGUCGUGGUGGCCGAUCUGAACGCCUUACUUAUGAAGAAGUGGGUCGUAAUCAUCACGAUGAAUCUAAAGCAUUUUUCAUGUUACUCAAGGCAUUCGUUGGAACUGGCGUGUUGUUCCUCCCAAAAGGAUUUCUCAACGGUGGUCUUGGAUUCUCAAUGGUUCUUUUGGUUGUACUGGGAUACCUCACGCUCCAUUGUAUGAUCCUUUUAGUUGAUACCAGUCGAUCUCUUGGUGGAAAAUCCUUUGGAGACAUUGGUGGGCAUAUCUACGGUCCAUACAUGCGACAGCUCGUUUUAGCUUCAAUUGCUAUUUCUCAAAUGGGAUUCUGUUGUGCUUAUUUUAUUUUCGUUGGUCAAAAUCUACGUGAUCUUCUCAUGGUUUCCUCUGGAUGUCGCAUCAUUUGGCCUGACUGGGUGUUUAUCCUUAUUCAGCUUGCAGUCUACAUUCCACUUUCAUGGGUUCGUCGUAUCAAAAACUUUGGCAUCACAUCUCUUAUUGCGGAUGUGUUCAUUCUACUAGGUCUUGGUUACAUUUUCAUGUACGAUCUCUCUGUUAUUGGACAAACGGGUAUUAAACCCACUGCAUGGAUCAAUAUUGAAUCAUUUUCCCUGUUUGUUGGAACAGCCAUGUUUGCAUUUGAAGGCAUAUGUCUGAUACUUCCUAUUGCCGAAUCCAUGCAACAUCCGCAGAAAUUCUCAAGUGUCUUAUCUUGGUGCAUUCUUCUUAUUGGCACAAUCUUCAUCACUAUUGGCACAUUGGGAUAUAUGAGUUUUGGUGACCAAAUUGAAACAGUUUUAUUUUUAAAUCUUCCUCAAAAUCCUUUGGUCAACAGUAUUCAAUUCUUUUACGCCGUGGCAAUUAUGCUCUCGUUUCCAUUGACCAUCUACCCAGUUAUUCGUAUUACAGAACAAAAACUUUUCGGACACUAUUCUCGAACAGGAAAAUCGUCUCCAGUGGUAAAAUGGCAAAAGAAUCUCUAUCGAGCUGUCUUGGCUUGCAUGCUAGGCGUCAUUAGCUGGGCCGGAUCAACCAGUCUUGACAAGGUGGUCAGUUUAGUUGGCUGUUUUGCGUGCAUCCCUCUAUCUUUUAUCUACCCAGCGUUAUUCCAUCUGCACAUAACAACAUCGUGGUGGGCGAGGGUUACAGACUGGAUGUUGGUUGGCUUUGGUACAGUUGCAAUGGUGUAUACGACUUUUGUUACCUUGGAGCAAUGGGCUAUCAAUGGUCCAGAUACUCCUCGCGAUCGGUGCCAUGAUGCUAUGGGAACCCAAUUACUUGAAUUACCCAGUUUUGGGCUAUGGUAACUGUGUUGUGCAAAGAUACAGGUUCUUGUUUUUUUACGGCUAGCGACAAUGGGCAUAAAAAUAAAUGAAAAAUUGUAGGC
Messenger RNA from Batrachochytrium dendrobatidis JAM81, 1736 nucleotides. RefSeq lists its product as uncharacterized. Gene Ontology annotation, biological process: amino acid transmembrane transport. The transcript is spliced from 2 exons. The record is from RefSeq and is a predicted model, not a curated record. The coding region runs from base 136 to 1656 and encodes 506 amino acids. NCBI's taxonomy places the organism in Eukaryota, Fungi, Chytridiomycota, Chytridiomycetes, Rhizophydiales. Gene Ontology annotation, cellular component: vacuolar membrane. Gene Ontology annotation, molecular function: L-amino acid transmembrane transporter activity.